Messenger RNA from Vigna angularis (adzuki bean), 1358 nucleotides. RefSeq lists its product as uncharacterized. The transcript is spliced from 7 exons. Gene Ontology annotation, cellular component: transcription repressor complex. Lineage: Eukaryota; Viridiplantae; Streptophyta; Magnoliopsida; Fabales; Fabaceae. The record is from RefSeq and is a predicted model, not a curated record. Bases 153 to 1013 code for a protein of 286 amino acids.
CCUCCCUUUUUCCUCUCUCCAAAUAAGAACCCAAACUUACGCCACAAUCAAAAACAACUUCGCAGCUUCCUUUUCCUCCCCACUCCCACCACUAUUAAAAAGUUACCGUCGCCACUGCGGUCGCCGCCACCACCACCACCAUCACUACCACCAUGCCUCUCGACCCUGCCACCGCUUCAACCACUGCAUCGCGGCCUGUGUCGCCUCUCCCUCAGCCGCACCAGCACUACCCUUCGCAGCAACAAACCCUUCCAAUUCGCGCCCCAGCGAAUCCUCUCUUGGCCAAACCCCACGACCCUCACUUCGCCUACCCGUUCGCGCCCAAAGGUGUUAGAGGCCUCGCUGCCGUCGACCACAGCGUCUCAGGUGGCGCGUUCGCGCCUCCGGCUAUGGUGUACGGCGGCGUUGUUCGCGGUAUGCACUUGGAUUACCUCAGUCACGCCUUGCACAUGGCCAGGCCACCGCCUCACGUGCCUUUUGGCCACGUGGGCAACGCUGCUGCCACACCCACUGCUUCGCCUCCCGUUAAAAAGGCUGCGUCUCGGUCUGCGGUUUCUGAUAUUAAUGGCGGUAAAGAUUCGAGUACCAGGGAAAAAAUCAGAGAGGAUACCUACAUUGUUGUUAGAGAUCGAAAAGUAAGAAUAACGGAGGAUGCUUCUCUAUAUGCACUUUGUAGAUCAUGGUUGCGAAAUGGUGUAAUUGAAGAAAGCCAGCCGCAACAAAAAGAUCUAAUUAAGGCACUUCCUAAACCAUUGCCUGCAUAUAUGGUGGCUGGUUAUAUGUCAAACAAGAAAGAAGAUGAAAAAAACGAAGAUGAGCAGGAAGAGAAUGAACAAUCUGUUGAGAACUUAUCACCACAAGAUUUAUUAAAGAGACACAUUAAACGGGCCAAAAAGGUUAAAUUGCGAUUAAGGGAAGAACGGUUACACCGUAUCACGAAGUACAGAAGUAGGCUUAGGCUUUUGCUUCCUGCAACUGAACAGUGUAGAAGUGACACGGCUGCUGGGAACUGACCUUGCUGACUAUAUAGACAUCAAGGCUAUUGCAGGACUCUAACAGGCCGAACUUGAUUCAAUAUUGUAUUUGUGGUUCACUGAAAACGUAUUCCUUACAGUAGCAAAUGUAUAAAACUAAUUGAAAAUGGACAGAUUUUUCAGCUUUUCUACACAAUUUCUACAUUGGUUGGUCUUUGACCAGGAAAUUUGCAAUAGUUAGAGAGGUUGAAUGAAUAGCGAUGACUCAGAAGUCACUGUCUGCUUAAACCACUGUUUAUUCUUGUGGGCUGAUAGGAUGAUCAACCUAGUAUGACUUAUCUGUAUCUCCUACGAAGAUUAUAAUGUAUUUUAUUUCGUGGAUCA